AUGACAGAGAUGAUGGUGAUUUCGCUGUUUAUGAAGGAAUCGAAGAGAGGCUUGCGCGGAGGAGAUUUUGGAGGUCGCGGCGAGUUGCGGUCGAGAAGAGGUGUGGCUCGGUUACAGAUGGUGUUUCUGGCGAAGAUGAAGUCUGUCAGUUUUUUUGUCAGUGCAUAUUUAAUGGCUUUAUACUUCUUAGAUCUGGGGUUUGGGAAAUUAAAGAGAGUAUUAUUAAGUGAGACAAAGGCAACGCAACGGUAUAAAGGUUUAUGCGAAAAGCUGGAGAAACUCACAUGGUCGGAGCUAGUCCGACGGUACGAUUCCGGCGAAGUCAGUAUGCAGGUUAUGUUGAAAAAUGCUAAGGUUUUGAAUGUUUUGGUCUUUUGCUUAGUUUUGAAGUGA
Molecule: messenger RNA, 393 nt
Organism: Vicia faba (fava bean)
Lineage: Eukaryota; Viridiplantae; Streptophyta; Magnoliopsida; Fabales; Fabaceae
Source: the annotation of a GenBank genome assembly